AUGGACUCAGAUUCUACAGAAAUGGUGAAAGAGAUCAAAAACAAAGUAAUAUUACAUUGGAAUUGUCGAGGUCUUAUGGAAUUUCCUGAAGCGAUAAGGAUUUAUGGGGGCCAUAUUCAAGAAAUAUAUUUGAAAUGGAAUAAACUCACUACCUUACCUCCGUGGAUUAUAGAACUCUUUAAUGUCACUAAUUUAUAUAUCUAUGGGAACUUAAUUAAAGAAGUACCUCUAGAACUUUGUCAAAUGAAUCAACUGACAGUUCUUGAUUUGAGUGCUAACAAGUUAGAGCAAAUACCUCCUUACAUAGGGAACUUAAUUAGUCUAAAAUCCUUGCUGAGGUAUUUACCAUUAAAUGGAUUUGUAUCAUCUCCUUGCAUUAGAUUUGAUGCAAAUGUAUGUUUGAAUUAUUUAUCUUAUCCACUUGUUCAUCAGUUGACAGCUCAUAUUCAAGAUUCAUUUGUCCAAAGUCAAAGAAAUGUUUUGGGCUAUGGAUGUUUUACAACUCAUUGUGAAAACAAUACAUUACGUACAAAUAUAAAAUUAAAAAUAAAAAUAAAUGCAUUGCAUGAAAAGGAUACUGAUUUCACGAUUGAUUUACCACGUCAGCUUUUGAAAGUUCAUAAUAUACAUGAAAAUAAAGUUAUUUCUUUAUGGGAGUUAGCUUUGAGAAAGAUUUAUACUGAAAGGUAUAAACAUACACUUAAUAUUUCUGUAUCACCUAUAAGUAUAAAUGUUCAAUAUGAACCAAUUACAAUAAGAAAUUAUCAGAAACUUGAUUUUAACGUUUCAUGUUUGCUAAUGAAUGGCCCAAUUAGUAUUUGUGUGAACUUUCAAUGCCAACAACCAAUUUUUACAGAAGCUUGGAUAAUUGUAGGCAUUAGUCAUUAUACAGAGUCUAUAACAACAGUUGCAUUGUGUUGUUGUAAAAGUAUACUUUAGUAAUUGCAGACUUCAGAUCUGACUUUGGCCAAAAGUAUGAAGAACAUCUUAUCCAACAAUAUAGUGUUGGAGCUACAAAAAACCCACCAUAUAAACUAAAUCUUAAUGCUUGCAUAUAA
Heterotrigona itama is the source of this 1058-nucleotide messenger RNA. Lineage: Eukaryota; Metazoa; Arthropoda; Insecta; Hymenoptera; Apidae. The record is from the annotation of a GenBank genome assembly.